AAAAAAGAGGGGGCGGGAUUCGCCGGAAUACGGGUUGCUGUAAGAUAACGUACGCUGCAGUGUAUGUGUUAGUGUUAGUGUUAGCUAGCUGCUAAAAAAAUGGGGAGUUUGGUUCAUGAGGUGAAACGUUGGGCGACAGAAGAGCUGGAUUUACCUCCUCACAACCUGCCACACGACAGCUACAUUAAAACGUUAUGUGUCGGUACAGGGGCCUCGAUUUGGAAGUAUGUCAUACAACAUGUUUACAGCGAGAGGCAGGUGCGACUCAUGAGGAUGAAUCUUCAGUGGUACAAAAUUCUACAAGAUAAAGAGUUGAAGCAGGUGGAGGGACAAAAUAAAGACACUCGGCGUGUGGAGCUGCAGAGAGAGAUCUCCAAGCUGCAGACGGAACUCAGCCACAUAGAUCAGAAAAUCAGCACCGCCGAGGAGCAGCUCGCUAGCGAAGAGCAGAGUGUGAACAGACACUGUGCUCAGUAUGAACAGAGCAGACUGAGGGAGCUGAUGCUGGACUCGUUCAGGCUGCGCUGCACCGAGGAACGAAACGCUCUCACACACCACACACAGACCAUCAGCAGCCAACAGCAGGCUUUAGACCAGCUUUCCAGGAAAGCGGAGGUGAAGGUGGUGUUUGGAGGAUCUGACGGCGGAGACAGCGGCACGGCCACAGAGCCUCUGGUUUUAAGGAACGUUCGGGAUCUCUGCAGGGAGAGAGUCGUCUUCUUCCAGUCUCUGCAGGACAGCAUGCUGAAGUCCUCUUCCUCAGAAUUCACUCCUGAACAGAGGAAUGCAGCUUAUCAGCACUGGCUUAGUGCUGUGGAGGACGUGCUGCGAUCUCAGCCGCCCAACCAGGUGCUUUCAGCCCUGCAGACUUUGGCUUCCAGACAGCAGGUGGCGCUGGAGGAGAAAACCGCAGCUUUGGAUGUGGAACGUGACGUUUCUGCUCUCGGGUUUCGGUACGAGAGCCAUCACCUGCUCGAUGUGUCCAUGGAGGAGGAGGAGGACUUGCCUCCUGUUGGCAGUCUGUUCCAGUCUGUGUGGGAGGAGGUGGAACAGUGUUACAUGCGCUUGGCGGAGGUUCGGAGCAGAUCUCGGAGGCUCCGCACUGACCUCGGUACUCUCACAAAGGAGGUCAAGCUAAGAAUUCUGGGAAAGGACAAUCUGGACAACUCCACGGCCAGGAACGUGUUGGAGUUGCAGCUGCAGGUGGUGCGACAGGCUGCGGUGAGAGACAGCACGCGAGAGCAGUGUGCACAGCUCCAGCUGGAGAACCGAGAGAAACGCGAGGCCCUGCGCAGCCUCCACACACAGUGGCAAAGCAUCAUGGACUUCAGGCAGCUUGUGGACGUUAGACAGGAACAGAUACGGAGUCUGAUCAAAGGAAACUCCACCAUGAAGACCGAACUCACGCGUGUUCACUCAGAGUCGAGGCAGUUUGUGCGCGAGAAGCUCAGCCCACGGUUUGGAGCCGUGAUCCGAUCUGCUAACGAACUCCGUAACUCCGUGUCCCAGGAGGCCAAGCUGUUUAACUCGGUGUGUCUCGCCGCUCUGGACCGAAGGAUUGUAGACGGCGAGAGAAUCCCAGCGGAUCAGCUCUCGUUGUAUCGCGUGAACUCUCCGGCUCUGCAGGACGUCCGUCAGAGCCUCUGCACGCCGAUCUACAUGGCACCGGAGCUGCUGUUCUCUCAGGCCGUGUCUCAGAGGCUGCAACUGCGUCUCCUCCGGCGCCUCCUACAGCUGCGCACAGACACACUGACAGAUGUACAGAACCGAUCAGCACAACUGCCUGCUCCUAAUCAGCAGGCCCUGCUGCAGCGUGUGAAAACGGAGGAUUCAGACCUGCUGCAUACUCUGUUGCCUCGUGUUCAGGAGCUCACACAGAGAUGCUCUAAAGGUUUGGCCUACGCGAGUCAAGUCAACGCCGCCAUCACACACUGGUGGGAGCAGCCGGCUCAGUUUGCUCUGCCAGACAUGCAGCAGGAGGGACUGGCUUUCCAGCAGUGGCUGCAGCGAUGGAAACUGGCUACAAAGGAACUUUAAUCCUCUCUAUUAUCACCGUCACUUAUAUUUCUACAGAAUAUUCACUUUUAAAUGACUUUAAAGGCUCGGUGUGUAAUUUUUAACAUGUAGGUGUUUACUACAAACGGAAAAUGACCUAGCAAGCGGCGAAGAAAGCGUCAAGCGUUCUGUUUAUU
This is a messenger RNA of Tachysurus vachellii, 2192 nucleotides long. It is a transcript of the gene haus5, whose product is annotated as HAUS augmin-like complex, subunit 5. The record is from RefSeq and is a predicted model, not a curated record. Gene Ontology annotation, cellular component: centrosome; HAUS complex. The transcript has 19 exons. Bases 100 to 2037 code for a protein of 645 amino acids. Gene Ontology annotation, biological process: spindle assembly; centrosome cycle. Lineage: Eukaryota; Metazoa; Chordata; Actinopteri; Siluriformes; Bagridae.